Messenger RNA from Ustilaginoidea virens, 4068 nucleotides. RefSeq lists its product as uncharacterized. NCBI's taxonomy places the organism in Eukaryota, Fungi, Ascomycota, Sordariomycetes, Hypocreales, Clavicipitaceae. Bases 1 to 4068 code for a protein of 1355 amino acids. The transcript has a single exon. The record is from RefSeq and is a predicted model, not a curated record.
AUGAGCUGGGACGAUGAGAUAAUUUCCUUGAAGGACUUUUUGAAACUAGACCGAUUGCGCCAGGAUGAGUAUCUGCACCGAGAAAGCCCCGGCCUAGCUGCCGUGCUGUCUGGGGACGAAACCACGGCAAAGAAACUUUUCGACAGUGUUCCUCAGAGCAAUCCAGCUGGUCCUGAUAACUGCCUGCAACGGAGCCAUUUUCUGCUGCGGGUAGUUGGCACUCUUGCUUCUCAACUCGCCUGGGUUUUUUGGAAGAACAUGCCCGUCAUUUUCUGGGUCCUGCCGUACUACCAUUACGUCCGGCUUAUUCUCAAGAGAACCAUACCGCCGGGUUGGGUCCUGGUCGCCUGGCUGGUAGUGGUUUUAAGUCACGAUCCUGUCAAGUAUACCGUCAGUCGUCACCCCCUGGGCACAAUAUGGGCACCUGCAGACCUGUGGCGACUGUGGUACAUAUUAGCCGCGCCGGUCUUGUGCCAAUCAUUGCUGCAGAUUCCGACACUGUUGAAGAAACUACAUGGUCUAGCAGCUAGGUGUUUUGGCGAUGCCUUUGACGUCGACAUCUCCUUGUCCGAAGCCGUGAUUGAGAGCUUCAAACCUACUCUUCCUGGAUCAGCGGGCGACCUACACGACCGCAAGGUGAUGAUGGACGCCGACUUGGCCGCAAGGGAUUUCAAUGUAGACACACCGGAAUACGACUGGCAAAACCGGACAGCGCAUAGGAAGUCGGCCCAUGGUGAUUGGGACAGAUACUACAGCAGGCUGAAGUACACGGCAAGACGACGUCAAGACAGACGCUCCCUUUCCCAUUGUAUUAUCGUGCCACGGUUUGACGAUUCUGCCAGCAAGCGUGCGAGCGACCUGCCGCCAAAGUCGUUGCGCGUCAGGAUAUUCGAAAACCGAGGCACGCAGACUAACUUGGAGGAGCUUCAAAAUGGCAUGGUGGUAGCUGGCACCCAGACGGAAGCACAUGAUGCUACAUAUAUGCAAGGCGAAGAAGUUGCAGACAAAUCAAUCGCGAAAGUUCAGGAAGCGGUUUCCAGAGUGCCUUUGAGCGCCGACGUCAGGAUAAAGACCGAGUUCAUCACACAAGAUCCAAAAGACGCGGCCGGGACAGAAACGGCUCAAAUAAUGUACGCCCGCGAGAAGCUGUCGUUGUCUUCUACGGGAUUACCAAACCCAGAAAGACGACUACGCAUCCCAGCACAUGAGAAGCCAGUACAUGAGAAGGAAGGGUCUGGACCCGGUCUAGACAAGCAGAAACAGCCUGUUUACGACUCUACUGACGGUGGAAGCGGAAUACCGCCAAGUGUGAACCCAGCAGACGCAUUGACACGGCCAACGAUAGAUGUUGAAAGACAAGUACAGAAGAUACCUGAAACUCCGAGACCAUCAUUAGAUAACCAUGAGAAACACAUUUUCUGUGAACCGACGGCUAGCCGCGUCGCAGAUAUGAUGUCGCUACCAAUUGCUCCGACAUGGAACAGAAUACUACAAUCAGAUGCGGCGAACGCUUUCGGAACCGUACAGACUCCCUUGCCAAAACUGGAAUUUGACUUUCGGUUUACAAGGGCCAAAGAAAAUCCACUUAUUCAAAGGAGCAAGGCCAUUCUAAACCAUGAAAAAAAGCGAACCUCUUUGAGCGAAAGACGCAGAGGGAAGGACUCUAUCAUUCAAAAAGCCACCAUGAAAGAAAUUACGUCCGACAAUGACGAAACCACACGCUUACAAUAUAGAUAUGGCCGCCUAGGGGCAGCAGUGAGUCCCACGUUGGAUGCUGUCCCAGAGGCAAGUAAAGACGAAGAGGCUCGGUUGUCAGAUGACGAUACGACGACAACUGCGCCUGAACACGUACCGCUGCCUGCCAGUCCGCCAACCCCAAUACCGAAUGGUGACUGCCAACUCAAGUUGCUUCAAAGCUGUGUCGACGUGGACAUGGCCGAACUCUGGUUUGCGGAUACACUGCCUGAGCCCACGCCACAGAUAUCACUGCCCAUGGGGUUCGGCGCAGAAGGCAGCAUGGAUUUUGACACAAACCUUCUAGAAUUCUUUUACCAAGACGGAAGCAUCGAAGCUGAUAUCAGUGAACUAAUGACCAUGGAAGUUGAUACGGCGACCAGCAGAGAAGGAUACAAGGACAAUGUGGAUGCGGAUGCUCCGGAAAUUUCGAAUUAUUCGCGGGAGGAUGCUCUUGGCGAACAUUUUGACGCCUCAGCGUCUCUGACACAACAGCCUGCGGGACUCGAAAUGGCCGACCUGAACAUACUAUGCGGUCAGAUGGAUUAUCUGAGCUUUGUUGACGGGGAUGAGAUGCUAUGGGAUAAUACCGAAUUCCCUUCCGGUCUGUCUGACGACUCCUUUCAGGCCUUUCUAGAAGCCUUGUCAGCACCCCUUAUCGAAACCACAACAGAUGGUCUCUUACAUAAUGAAGACCUCGAUCUCGGCCAGUGGGCGUCCUUUGAGCCCACAGACGCUGUGAAUACCGACAUGGAACUUGAUCAUUUUGGCUUUUCAGAGCCCGAAUAUGGACUAGACAUUGUAAUGGAAGACCAAAGUGAACACGGCCAGAAGACUAACCCGGUGGGUUCGAAGAUGGGCGAUACCGCAGAUGGGGAAAAUGUAGACAUGCAACCCUGCACGGGACUUGAGGAGUUCGAAUUCUACUCAUCGUUUACCAACAUUUCUAUCGAUGACUAUAACCAGCUUUCAGAAUAUCUCGAACUCGGAAAUGAUCAGAACUACACGCAAGUAGAGCGGAAUACUCUGGGGCCGGUUGAAUACGAUUUUUUAACGGCAGGGCUGCUCACGAACGAGGCAGAGCCAGCGCCACUCGACGAUUCCAAUGGCAUAUUGGAGCUCUUCCCUGCAGAGGGUACGGCUAUCUCAGAUGCACAUCAUAGCGUCCAGCAACCAAAUGAUCAGGCUGGCCCCGAGGCAUGCCGUGGUCAACAUCUUGAGGACGGCUCAGUCGCAAACCCCGCGGGAAGUGAGAUUAAUUCCCCAAAGCGGCAAGUCGCAGAAGCAGAACAUCAAGAGGAACUGAUUCCCAGCCCCCAGGGCGUAGAAAGGCCAGUAGCAGAUAGUGAACUGAGAGUGCCUGGAAAGCCAGACCGUCCAUCGACGCAAGUCUUGUUCGAAAGCCUAGGGACCGAGGUGAUAGCAGCAAGACCUGAAAUAGCGUUGACAAGUGCAGAGCCAACUGCCGGAGUUGUAGCUGCUCAUUCGCAGAUCUCGUCUCGUACAGAUAUUGAACAGUCCCAAGAAGUGGAAACAAAGGAUGAUGAAGCAACAAUUGCGGCCGGUAAGAAGCUCACUUCCGAGAGCUACCGUCGUCCUGAACUUCUUCUGGCGGGGGCAGAGCAGCCGAGUGAUGAAACAGCUAAUACAUCGUUUAACGCGGUUGUAAGCGGGAAAGAAGUUGAAGCUGAUUCCAAGUCAGGUUCGCGUGCUCAAGCUUCUGACCCCUCUCCUAAAAACCGGCCGACUGAUUCUCAGGAUAUAUCCACACGCGAGUCUUAUGGCGAAGAGACCAUCAGGACACCUACCUUCGUCGAAACCGGCACUGGCCAGCUCACGACGAGAAGCGGGCAUGGUUCUGAUGGCCGCGAAGAUGAUGCAAAGGCAGCAGCAGCAAUAGGCCCCAUCAACAUCGGCGGCCUAAUUCUUCCUGGGGGGAAUCCCUCGUUUCCGGGCUCGCUCGAGCAGCCCGUGACACCAGCACGACCGGCAAAAUCGCCUUCUCUGCCGCGGGAUAAAGAGGAAGAGCUGCAGAGACAAAAGCUCCGAUGGCGCAAAUAUCGGCAAGCACGAGUGUUCAUCGACAAGGGCAAUCAGGUCAUGUCAACGAAAUACGGCACGAGAGAAAAAGGGUCCGUGGAGCGAGACGAAGACUUGAAAAGCUCUCGGAAACUGGCCGAGCUGGCUGGCGGGUUGCCAGUCAGCAACUUGUCACCAAGCAAAGAAGCAGAGAGAUGGCAAGACAAGGUCCAACCUCGGGGCGUCAAGAUUGUUCCCCUAUCAACCAUCCGGGCCAUGAUGGAGGGUCAAAACAGCGGCGAUGAAAACGAAUGA